Thlaspi arvense is the source of this 951-nucleotide messenger RNA. NCBI's taxonomy places the organism in Eukaryota, Viridiplantae, Streptophyta, Magnoliopsida, Brassicales, Brassicaceae. The record is from the annotation of a GenBank genome assembly.
CCUGCGUUUGCUGUGUUGGCUUCUUCUGCAAUCGCCAUCAGAGCUUACAAAAGGAAUUCUCUCAACCUUUCAGGCGCAUUUCUAGGGUUCCUUGUCUUGAGCAUCCACAUCGCAGCGAAUUAUAGGUAUGGAGCAAUGUUGCUUGUAUUCUUCUUUACUUCAUCGAAGUUCACCAGGGUGGGGGAGGAGAAAAAACGGAGCCUAGACGCUGACUUCAAAGAGGGAGGUCAACGCGAUUGGAUACAAGUUCUCUUCAAUAGCGGCCUUGCCACCAUUCUGGUCAUGAUUGUGUGGCAGCUGUCAGGAUCAGAAGACAAGUGUUUAGACACACAAAAAUCACCUCUGGUAACAUCUCUAAUUGGUGGUAUAAUUGGUCAUUAUGCCUGCACGAAUGGAGACACUUGGUCCUCAGAGCUUGGAAUGCUCAGUGAUGCACAGCCUCGACUAAUCACAACCUUAAAGACUGUUCGGAGGGGUACAAAUGGUGGUGUUACAAAGGCCGGACUCCUAGCAGCUACCGCAGCAGGCUGCCUCAUUGGAUUGACAUUUGUUCUGUUAGGAUUUUUUAUAACAAGAUGUGCUUUUGAUGUGGCUCUUAAGCAGCUACUCGUCAUACCUGUCUCUGCUGUGGCGGGCCUUGGGGGAAGUGUGAUUGACUCUCUGUUGGGAGCAACCCUCCAGUUCAGUGGAUACUGCACUGUCCGUAACAAGAGCACGCUUGUAUCUGGAUCCAACUUUAGGUUGAAUCCCAUCCACAAUAUAAUGACAAUGGGAUCAGAUCCUGACUAUUGGACCUUAGUUGCAGAUUUGGAUCCACAGGUUGUUAGUAGACCAGGACCGACAGUGAAGAGGAUUUCUGGGGUCAGCAUCCUAGACAACAAUGCUGUGAACCUCGUCUCAGCAUUCAUCACUACUGUGCUGACUUCCAUUGCCUGCUCAUAUAUUUUCUGA